AUGUCAAAAUCACAGCAAGAUAUUGAAAUUGGCCUUCCCGAACAUUCCGAUUACCAUCAUGUUUCAUUAUCAUGUUGUUCUUCCUUACAACUCUGGUGGUACUAUAAGUUUGCCUCAUUUGAAAAUUUUCUUCAUGGACAUCACUGGAAAGUUUUCAGUGUUCUCCUUCUGCUCCUCUUACUAUGCCUAGGACUUAAGUUUGCUAGACCAGAAACAAAUUUCUACCGGCUAUGGGUUGGAGAAAGCAGUCGGUUAUCGUCUGAGUUGGAUUAUUUAGCCCAAGAACUUCGUUCUUUCUACAUACAGCAACAAGUGCCUUCAUUUGUUAAUAUCCAAUAUCAUCAAUAUCCAUCCCCAACGUGGGGUGAUCCCUAUUACCGAUCCCCCUACUCCCAUCCCUCUGUCAACCCUCAGUCUUCCACGAAUUCUCCCCUUGGUGGUCUUCCUGGGAGCGAGUUUAUGGGAUCCAUUGAGUCCAUCCUGCAGGUGUCUGAUUCAAACCUCCUGACCAUAGAUGCGCUACGAGAUCAUAUGGAAUUACUCCUCAAGGUCCACAGUAUUGAGGUGAAAGUGGGGGCGGCCAAAUGGCGCUUGGAGGAUUUAUGUCAACGAGCGGAAUUACCUCGUGCUGCAGGUUUGCACAGCUUUGAGUCCCUCCUUGCUCAACUCAUUCCCUGUGUUGUCAUAACUCCUCUUGAUUGCUUCUGGGAGGGUUCCAAAGUCCUUGCGCCUGAUGCUGUUGUAUCUAUUCCAUGGCUUAAUAACCAAUUCACUCUCAAAUGGCCAAGUUUAGAUCCACACCACUUAUUGUCAAGUUUUCGGGCGCAGUAUGGAAACCAAUCUUCGGAGUUAACUUAUCUCGAUGAGGUUUCCGAUAUGCUUGAUCGAACUGGCCUGCGUCAUGGAUAUCUCACUCGUCCCUGUCUGGAUCCUCGUGAUCGUGGUUGUCCAAAACUUGCUCCUAACUACAAAUCUCAGUCUCCGGAUAUCGCCAGUGUUGUUGCCCAAGGGUGUCCAAGCUUUGCGGCUAAUAUUCUCCACUGGCCGAGAGAUUUACUUCUUGGUGGACAGAAGUGUUCCUACUCACGCCACCGAUCGGUGGAGGAAUGUGGUCGUAGUAAGGACAGAUCUAAUCAGCGAUUAGUUAAUGCCACCGCUCUACAAACCCUUCUCCUCCUGAGGUCCCCUCAAGAACUCUAUCGAACUGUUCGCUUUAAUGAUCCCUACAAUCACGAAUCAUUUACUCUGCUCGAUGCUCAAAAUGCCUUGGAUCAGUGGCGAAAUGAGCUCAAACACUACCUCAUUGUACAUAAUAAGGCCAUGGCACAGAACAGGGGUUGGAAGUUUUAUGGAUUCACGGAUAAUUCCUUGCGGGAUUUACUUACUCAAAGCACUGUUCGAGUGUGGUUUACUCAGCUAGUUGGUGCUAUUAUUCUUGUGCUCCUUUACGGUAUGGUAUGCCUCUUGUGUUGGCGCGAACCGUCUCGCUCCCAGUGUUGGCUCGCUCUUGCCGGUUUGGGCCUGAUUGUCCUCUCCUUGAUUGCUGGUCUGGGCAUCUGCUCUCUCAUUGGUCUUCCAUUCAAUGUUCUCUCUGUUCAAGUCCUCCCUUUCAUCAUUCUCGGACUGGGAAUGGGAGACCUGUUCGUGUUUACUACCUGCAAUACCUGUAUACUAUCAAGAUCUGCUGAGGCUAGCCAAAAGAAUGCUCUCUGGACCACCCACGUAUUGGCUGAACAUGGAGCCGCUUUCACUUUCUCUUUCUUGGCAAUGGUCGCUACGUUCUUCUCCACCAUCUACAUACCUGUGCCCGUGAUGAGACAGUUCUGUAUUCAGGCAGGAAUCCUGGUAUUGGUGCAGGCUGUUACAAUCAUGACCCUGUUUCCAGUGCUCCUAAAACUGGACAGUAAGCGCCGUGCUCGUAAUCGGAUGGAUGUUCUCUGCUGUUUGAGGCAAUCUGUAGCCACUGCUACUACUGCUAUUUCUGAUGUGACAAAUCAACAGGAUAUGGCUAGUAGUUCUUCAUCGCCGUCCUCUUACUACCUUCCAUCAUCUGUAAGCUCAAAUGAUGAAGUUGUACGUGUGGUUGAAACAACUUCGACCAAGGUUCGACUCAGCGAAAAUGCUGUGGCGACGGUGAAAGUCUCCGUGUCGACGCAGAAACAGCCCUCGACUGCGUUAAUUCAUAGCAUUCAGCCGCACGGAGCACUUGUUGCCACCUCGUCAUCGACACCAUCGAGCGUCCCCUCUGAAUGUCUAUGCAGCUCCUGCCAGCAUGACAAAGAAGAAAAAGGUGGUGGUUCCCUCCUAGUCCACCUUGCAAGUCGAUUGGCAUCGAUCCUGUCAAGAUUUCUUUCAAUUCGCGUAAUUGUCUGUCUCAUUGGUUCAGCUCUAGUCAUUUCUACCGUGGUUUUGGCUCCACUGCGACUUCGUGUCGGUCUGAAUAUCCUUUCUCUCAUUCCUACUGAUGCGAUUGAACAUGGAUUUGUGGAGAAAUCGAGUGAUGCUUUCGGACUUAUUCACUUCCAACUUAUUGCUCGGGGUAGUGACCCUCCCAUCCUAAUGGACGAACACGGUCGGUUUAAAGCUGAUAAACCCCGUGACAGUGUUCUUUAUGGCCCGGGAGUGGAUUUUGCAAGGAGUCAGAAACAACUGAGAGCUCUAUUUAACGAAAUCAACGAUCUUCCAGGAGUAUCUUACACUGGUCAAAAGAUAUGGCUCGACUCCUUCCGUGAUUGGUUGCUGGGUAUUCAGGAAGCCUUCGAUUCGGACGUGAAAAAGGGGUACAUCAGUAAACAAGGAAGUUGGAUGGUUAACGCUAGCGAUGAUGGUCUUUUGGGUUUACUUCUUAUUGUUCAGACUGAUAGCGGAAUCGAUCUUGGAAGAAUUGGAACUGGGAGACUAGUACGAGAUGAAAUUAUUGACUACUCAGCAUUUCGUGUGUACCUCCAUGCUUGGCGUGUUCUGGAUGUGUUCAAUUACACUUCUCCGCCUUGUACAAUCAUUCCUGAUCCAGGACUUCUACCUGGUCGUAUCACCCCACUUCAAAGGGAAGGCGGGCCAAAUGAUCUUUACAUUAUCCAACCUGCAUCGCCAAUUCAACUCGUGCAGACUUCAUUCUUUGCCAGAGGAUAUGGAGAUGUUACUGACCAGAUUGAAUUCGUCAAGAAAGUUCGCAGUCUCACCGAGCAAUCGAUAGCCCGAGGGGUACCAGUUUUCCCAACUGGUUUGCCUUUCACAUUAGCUGAACAUUACCUUACUUUCUGGCACCAUUUCUGUAUUGCAAGUGGAAUUUUAGUGGGAACUGUCCUUGUUGCCGGUUUGAUCUUUCUCCCUCGACCCAUCGCUGCUCUUUUUGCUGUCUGUAUUGGCGGCGGCGGUUCAGUUUGCGCUUGUCUUCUCGGUUUUCUGGCUCUUGGAUUGGAUUUAAAUGCGAUUUCCGGUGGUAUGAUCCUUAUUGCCUUCGGCCUAGGCACUAAGCUUUCAUCUGGAGUGUUAUGUGGUUGGUAUGGACCUCAACAUAACAUCCACCGAUGGUGUCCAUCAAAGUCCAAAACCCCGAAUUGUGACUUCGGGGGGAAGGAAGACGAUAAUAUUAAUCAGCAGCACACUUCAGCACCUCUUAGAGUGAAAAAGCUCCAAGCAGUACUCCAGAACCACACCAGCCAGAUUUUUCACUCGAAUGUUAGCUUCGUAUUAGCUGUUGCUUUGCUAGCAGCUGUGCGGGUGGAUUUCAUUGCAAACCACUUUUUCCGUCUUAUUGGAAUCAUUGCACUGGGUUGCCUGUUCGAUAGCCUCAUUCUCCUUCCCACGGUAUGCUUUGUUCUAGAGCCGAUAUUUCCAUCGAACCUCUACACCCUGUCUAGUCCUCAACCACCUCCACGUCCUUCCGUUCAAGUAGUGGAGACGACAACAAUCAGUACCGGCGGUGGCGACUCACAGGAAAUUGAGGGAGUUAAUAUGACGGACUCAAGUCCCUUUAUCAAUGAAAUUGAAGACGAGGAGGAUCUAACAAUGCAUCAAUUUUGCGACUCACUGAGGAGGAGUAGUAGCAGUGUUCUUCCACGUCGGAAAUAUGCCUCUCCAUCAGCAGGUGCCAAUUUAUUCGCCAGUGCGCCAAGAGACGAUUCUCAACAUGCAAGUUUGAGCACAAUUUCUGAAGAAUCGUCCAAUUCCAGCUCGACUCUAAGCCUCAAUCCUCCUCCGGCUACUCAGCUACCUUCAAAUCCUCCUACACUCUCCUCUAAAUCCCACUAUCACCACCAUCAUUUUCAUCACAAUUCUUCUAUUUCGAAUUCCGUAACAGCUACAACAGCAGUGCGAAUGAAGGAAUUUUUGCCCCUCCUAAAUGCUGCUAUGGCUGUUGCGCAACGGCAACAGAGUCGAAGGAAUGCUGGUUCCGAGCCCCCGCCACCCCCGUAUUCGGAACAGCCUCCUCCCCCCGCCUCACGAUGA
Molecule: messenger RNA, 4452 nt
Organism: Rodentolepis nana
Lineage: Eukaryota; Metazoa; Platyhelminthes; Cestoda; Cyclophyllidea; Hymenolepididae
Source: the annotation of a GenBank genome assembly